AUGCAGCCCCGUUGUUUAGAAGAAGCCUCUCAAGUAUGCCUUAGUGGCUGCUGUCCAAGCCCCAUCCUUGGCUUUUCUGAGCCUCUAAACAAAAACAGCAAGCCUAGAAGCACAACGGCAACAUGUCGCCAGAACUUUGCUACGACGACUACUUCCUCUAUCUUCCCAAAUAUCCAUUUCACAAAUCCUGAGUCUCUCCCUUCUUUGCAAGAAUCAUUCAAUGGACUCAUCAAAGUGUAUCCACAAUAUUUAGAUACCUACCAAGUUGACCAAAUAAGAGCCCAAGAAUACAAUCAUCUCGCACUCUCCAACCACGCCUGCCUUGAUUACAUUGGCAUAGGCCUGUUCUCCUAUGCUCAGCUACAAAAACAUGACUCGGAAAAACAAAUUCUCCCUUCUACUGCUUCUCCUCAAAAUAUGCAUAUUCCCUUCUUCAGUGUGUCCUACAAGACAGGGAAUUUAAAGACGCAGCUACUUCAUGGAGGCCAAGAAUCAGCCCUAGAAUCUGCAAUGAAGAAAAGAAUCAUGAGUUUUCUUAAUAUAUCUGAAAAUGAUUACUCUAUGGUCUUCACUGCAAACAGAACAUCAGCUUUCAAACUUCUAGCAGAGUCUUACCCUUUCAAGACUAACCGAAAGCUUCUGACUGUUUAUGACUAUGAGAGUGAGGCAGUGGAAGCCAUGAUUAAUAGCUCUGAGAAGAAAGGAGCCCAGGUUGAGUCAGCAGAGUUCUCAUGGCCCAGGCUAAGGAUUCAGUCAGCAAAAUUGAGGAAAAUGGUUGAGAGGAAAGGCAAAAAGAAGAAGAAGACAGGACUAUUUGUCUUCCCGCUUCAUUCUAGAAUGACUGGAGCCAGAUAUCCUUAUUUAUGGAUGAGCAUAGCAAAGGAGAAUGGCUGGCACAUCUUGAUUGAUGCUUGUGCGUUGGGACCAAAAGACAUGGACAGCUUCGGCCUAUCUCUUAUUCGCCCAGACUUCCUCAUUUGUUCCUUCUACAAGAUUUUUGGGGAAAACCCAUCUGGAUUUGGAUGUCUCUUUAUCAAGAAAUCUACUGUUCCCCCCUAG
Dovyalis caffra is the source of this 1059-nucleotide messenger RNA. The record is from the annotation of a GenBank genome assembly. NCBI's taxonomy places the organism in Eukaryota, Viridiplantae, Streptophyta, Magnoliopsida, Malpighiales, Salicaceae.